Funneliformis caledonium is the source of this 198-nucleotide messenger RNA. The record is from the annotation of a GenBank genome assembly. Lineage: Eukaryota; Fungi; Glomeromycota; Glomeromycetes; Glomerales; Glomeraceae.
AUGUCUCACUUUUCAGCUCUUGUCAGAAAACAAAUUCUUAAUAGUUCACUGAUGUUAUGGCAUGAACAAUUAGAAGUGAUCAAAAAGGCUUUAGAAAAAUCUCUCAAAAUAAUUGAUAAUGGAAGUUAUAUUCUAGACAAAUCAAAUUUUAUCAAAUUUAUAACUUUGGAUACUUUAUUGAUAAAUCACUCUUUAUAA